This is a messenger RNA of Ceraceosorus bombacis, 1673 nucleotides long. The record is from the annotation of a GenBank genome assembly. Lineage: Eukaryota; Fungi; Basidiomycota; Exobasidiomycetes; Ceraceosorales; Ceraceosoraceae.
AUGCCUUCCUCACUCAGUAACACGCUCGCCCAGCUCUCCAAUCCAUCGCCCUCGAACGGGUCGACAGGUAAGCGCAGCGCGCAACUCGAUCCUGCCACUUCAUACCACUCUGCUUCCGACGACGAGUCUGAUGCAAGCGACGAUGAAGAUAUAGAAGAUGAUGGUCUAGAUGUCGGCAAGUCAAAGCGGACAGACAAGUCUCACUAUGUCGAUGUGGGCCCCUCUUCGAGGCGGAGGACCCAGAUGGACGAGAGCGGAAUGCUCUCUGGGAGCAAGUAUGCGGGCAGGACUGUCAGCGCCAGCCAGGCAUUUGAUGAUGCCAGCGGCAGCGAGGACGAAGGCGGCGAUGAUGCAGAAGAAGCCAGCGGGAUUUCAGGAUCAGCGUCGGAUGAAGACCUUGACAGCGAUGAGUCGGACGAAGCUGUGGGAGCUGCUAUUCCUGAAGGAAGCAGCGCUCACAAAUCAGCGGCAAUACCACCUGCGUCUUCUUCCGCGGCACCUUUACGAGUUAGGUUCGCCAAGGAUACUCAAUACAAGAGCAGCGAGGCUGACAGGGGCGAAGGUGGCAAUACGCUUGCAGCCGCAGCACAAGCAGACUCCGAGCUAAUGUCUCGCUUACAAGCUCAGACUGCGGACGAUGCACAGAGAGGCAGAGCUGUCAAAGAGCAGUACAGGCAGUGGGAAGCAGCGUUGAGGGCGCGCAUCCAGUUUCAGAGCUUCUUGAAGGAAUCUGUGGCACUCUGCAGGGAUGUGAGUGCAGCUUCAUUGCGCCUUUUCUGUACGCCCCGGCACUGACAUUCCAGCACCCUCUCAUAUAGGUCAAUGCACUCUCACAAAUCCAAACGGACCCAGAAUGCGCUGCAUCGUACAAAUCUUUACAGUCAGAUCUGGCCCAGCUUAACGCGUCGAUCUUCUCCAAGCGUGCUGCGAUCGCCGAAGCUUCGGAUAGCCAAGUCGCUGCAGCGUUCCAUCAAGCAUCAAGCGUGUUAGGAAAGCGUCCGGCAUCAGGAGAAGCUGUGCGAGACGGGGACAUUGACCAGUCCAUCUCUGCGUUCCUAUCGUUGCACCGUGUCACUGCGGAGAAGACCUGUGUGGUUCUGGACGCUUGGAGCACCAGCGGACCCUCUGGGUCCAGCAGGGAAUUAAAAGCAGUGAACAGAGCAGCGGGUGAGCAGGUUCGCUCCUCUUUAGCGCAGCCGGAGAGUAUGAAGAGGCUGCUGAAACGGACAAGGGUGUGGCGAGGAGCAGACCGACUUGGAGAAGAAGGGGUUGCUGCGACUUCCUAUGAGCCCGACGAGAACGUUUUCGACGAUACCGACUUCUACUCUUCGUUGCUGCGAGAGCUGCUCGACAGCAAAGGAGAAGGCGCGUCCGGUUCAGAUGGCCUGAUGGGCCUUACGGUACGUUCCAAAGGGCCCAAACGAGCGGUAGAUACCAGAGCGUCAAAAGGUAGAAGACUCAAGUACGAAGUGCACGACAAGAUUGCCAACUUUAUGCCGCCCAUACCCAACGAGACUUGGACGGACGAGCAGAGGGCCAGAUUGCUGGCUCAGCUCUCUGUUGCCCAUGGCACUUUAUCCGCCCAGCGCGGAGCAAGCAGCGAGGGGCAGAAGUCAAGCAAAGAGCACACCUUGGACCAUGUCGACUUGGCAGGCCUACGAGUCUUUGGAUGA